Molecule: messenger RNA, 1226 nt
Organism: Capsella rubella
Lineage: Eukaryota; Viridiplantae; Streptophyta; Magnoliopsida; Brassicales; Brassicaceae
Product: 5'-adenylylsulfate reductase-like 6
Exons: 4
Coding region: 158-1051 (297 amino acids)
Source: RefSeq, a predicted model, not a curated record
UUUUGCUUUUCUUCCAUUUUCUAUUUAAUCUCAUAUAAUAAAUCCAUUAAUUUUGGUUUCUUGAUGACAACGACAUGUCAACCUUUCUUGUUUGCUGGCAACACCUACCUUGUAUCUUUAGUUUUCUCCAAAAAAGUUUUGUGUAGCUUCAUCUUCUAUGGAGAAGAAGCUGGUUCUGUUGUUCUUGGUUGUGUUUUUGUUCAUAAAUCUAACAAACGCCACCGUUAGGGUUCAGUUUUGUCCUAGAGGAUCUGCAAAAGAUUAUAUCUUAGGGUUUCGAGAUAGAUCAGCUUUGCAUCGUUCUAGUUUUGUUUCUGUCACCGAGGGAGAUGAUCGGUGGUUACAAGUGGCUUCUGAUAUGAUUGAUAAGAACAAGUGUGACUAUGUGGCUUUACUCUUCUAUGCAUCAUGGUGUCCUUUCUCUAGACUAGUUAGACCAAGCUUUGAUCUUAUCUCUUUGAUGUAUUCAUCGAUUCCUCACUUUGCAAUUGAGGAAUCAUCAGUUAAAACAAGUACUCUUUCCAAAUAUGGAGUUCAUGGGUUUCCUAGUAUCAUCCUUUUGAAUUCAACAAUGCUUGUAGCUUACCGGGGAUCCCGAACACUAGAUUCACUUGUUGCCUUCUAUAGUGAUAUUACUGGAAUCAAAAAGCUGGACGAAACUUGGGUUGAGAAAAACAGGUUAAUUCCUCAUAUCCACGCAGAGCCAGAGAAUUGUCCUUUCCCAUGGGCAAGGCGAUCACCCGAGAAUCUACUUGGCCAAGAGACUUAUCUGACUCUUGCCACAGUGUUCGUCUUGUUAAGAUUGCUACACUUAAUAUCACCCACAAUGUUCUUGUUUUUGAAGUUCAUUUGGGGGCGGAUUGCUAAGAAUAUGAGACCGCAAAGAAAGCUCUUGGAGCAUACUGUUGCCGUGUAUCUCAAAGAACCUUGCAUGAGUAGCAAUUUGCAGGAAGGAGCAAUGAAUGCUAAAGCAUGGGCUUCCAAGUCAUUAGCCACAGUCUCAAUCGGGGAACCAACCUCAUCAAACAGAAAUGAUUCCGCUUCACAGUGACAUUAUAUACCUUUUUCGAGGAUUCAACAAACAUGUAUAAUAAAACACAACAGUUCCACUGAACAAUGAGGGGCUUUGAUUCAUAGCUUACAAUUUUGUAGCAAAGUGUAAAAAAAUGCUAUCAGAUUACAACAUUGUAGCCUAAUUCAUAAUACAAAGACUGAUACUAAAACUA